Molecule: messenger RNA, 666 nt
Organism: Helianthus annuus (common sunflower)
Lineage: Eukaryota; Viridiplantae; Streptophyta; Magnoliopsida; Asterales; Asteraceae
Product: 60S ribosomal protein L30
Exons: 6
Coding region: 116-454 (112 amino acids)
Cellular component (GO): cytosolic large ribosomal subunit
Molecular function (GO): RNA binding; structural constituent of ribosome
Source: RefSeq, a predicted model, not a curated record
CCAAAGAGGCCCAAUAGUAAAACCCUGAGUGGGUUUGUUUAAAUACCUAACAUGAUAGCUGUGUGUCAUUUGGAUCGCCGCUGCGAUAGACGAUUUAGCUGUUGCAGGAGCAAAAAUGGUGUCAGGAAAGAAGACGAAGAAGACUCAUGAGAGCAUCAACAACAGGUUGGCUCUUGUUAUGAAGAGUGGAAAGUACACUCUUGGUUACAAGACAGUGCUUGAGUCUCUCAGAAGCUCUAAAGGCAAGCUGAUCAUCAUAUCUAACAAUUGCCCUCCUUUGAGGAAGUCUGAAAUCGAGUACUAUGCCAUGCUUGCCAAAGUUGGUGUUCAUCAUUACAACGGAAACAAUGUUGAUCUUGGAACCGCGUGUGGGAAGUAUUUCCGUGUGUCAUGCCUUAGCAUCAUUGACGCAGGUGAUUCUGACAUCAUCAAGUCUCUCCCUGGUGACAGUUGAAAGACAUGUGGAAUGCUUUAGGGUUCUAAGAUAUUUGAUUAUUCCAUUCCCGAGUUUGAUUUUCUCUUUGUUAUCUUAAAACUGAUGAAUCUGUAGCGGACAUGGAUGUUUUGGCAUUUUGAGCUUUUAGGACACAUUUGUUUAAUGAAUCAAAUUUUGGCGAUUCAUGUUCUUGGUUGUUAAAUGUGACAGCUUUAUAUUUAGCUACUCAA